AUACUUUAAGAUCUGUGGCAACACGAAAUCUUAGGAAGACAACUAAGUGGGCGAGAAUGUUGAUUGAUUCCCCGUUGACCUUUUCAAAACGAGAUUAGAUUUUUAGCAAUAUAUGAUUAUUAUAUUCACUAUAAUAAUUAAUAGCUUGAUAGCAAUUAGAAUACAAAUUGAUUAUGCUUGCCUGAUUGGUGGACAAAACAUGCUAUUGACCUUUUCAAAAAUACCUAUUCAAACAUGGGAGCUCAGUUGACCUUUCACCUGAGAGAAGAGGAAAGUGCAGGCGAAGUUCUUAAUAUCUCGAUCAUAUCAACAUAUCAUAUAUCAUUAUAUCCUACUCAGAUUCACAUUCAUUUUGUGAUUUGACUAUGAUAUUUUUUGUAUGGUUUUGUCAAUAAUUGGCCCCACAUUAAAGUCGCCGGAGGAUCUUCUGAAGACAGCCUUAGCAUCUGUUGAGAUCACUAAAGGCAUCAAUGGCCUAGACAAACUCGUACUCCGUCAAAUCCAUGGAAGUACUGUAGAGGUGUAUCUGUAUGGAGCUCAUGUAACAUCUUGGAAAAAUGAUCAUGGAAAAGAGUUGCUUUUUCUCAGUAGUAAGGCAAUCUUUAGCCCUCCAACAGCAAUACGAGGGGGGAUUCCUAUCAUCUUUCCUCAAUUUUCAAAUCUUGGCCCUCUUAGAUCCCAUGGAUUUGCUAGAAACAGAGUAUGGACCAUGGAGAACAAUUCCCAUCCUCUUCAAUCCAAACCCAUUAAUGAAGUUUUUGUUGAUUUGUUACUUAAGCCCACUGAAGAUGAUUUAAACAUAUGGCCUAACAGGUUUGAGUAUAGACUAAGGAUCACUCUAGGACUUAAAGGAGACUUAACGAUGACAUCUCGGAUAAAAAAUACCAACACAGAUAAAAAGCAAUUUAAUUUUACAUUUGCUUAUCACAACUAUUUCCGUGUUUCAAAUAUCAGUGAAGUUCGAGUGGAAGGAUUGGGGAAACUUGAUUAUCUUGACAAUACACAGAACAGGACAAGAUUUACAGAGGCACGAGAUACAAUAACCAUUAAUUCAGAGAUUGACAGGAUUUAUCUCAACACACCAAAAAAAGCUUGCAAUUCUUGAUCAUAAAAAGAAACAAACAAUUUCCAUUCAGAAACAUGGACUUCCUGAUGCUGGUGAGAUUUUUUCCACUUUAGUGUUAGAAAUGACAAGAUGGUCGUUUACUUAUAUUUAGAAGGGUUUUAAUUAAAAAAAAAAAAGGCUAUUUCUAUUUUCUAAGAAAAAAUGACUUGACCCGUUUUCAUGUAAGACCUAAUUUUUUUUUUUACAUUCUAAAACCUGGUUUAUAGAUUUUCAUCAGGUAGAAUAAAUAAUAGGUCUUUUUCAAAAAAAAAAAAAAAAAAGUCAAAAUAUUGUGUUUGUUAAAAAAAAAAAGUUAUGAAAGACCUUUAGUUUAGAUUGUAAAGUUCUCUUU
Lactuca saligna is the source of this 1457-nucleotide messenger RNA. The record is from the annotation of a GenBank genome assembly. NCBI's taxonomy places the organism in Eukaryota, Viridiplantae, Streptophyta, Magnoliopsida, Asterales, Asteraceae.